AUGCGUUGUAAUUGGAGUGUUUUAACAGCGCUGCUAACGUUGACGUUAGCUCUGGCAGAGGUAACGACAGCGACAUCGACGUCAGCAGCCGAAGCGGAGCUCUAUGGCGAUAUACACGUUCAGGGAGAGUUCGAAUCACUCAGUCAAACACGACAGCGCCAGCAGCAGCAGCAUCUGUGCCAGCGUGAGUUGCCUGCAAUCUUCUUUCAGACACUGAAGAAUUCUCCUGUGCGUGGCAAUGGCUCUACGAUUUAUUAUCAUCGCAUUGAGGUCUGCUGUGAUGGCUAUCGCCCAGAUCCGUAUUCGGAGCAUUGUGUGCCAGAUUGUGGCCACAGCUCGCCAGACAACUGUCGCAAUGGCUUCUGCCGUGCUCCCGGAUAUUGCGAGUGCUUCGCAGAGUUCGUGCGCAAUGAUCAGGGUGCAUGCAUUCACACCUGUCCCAUCGCCUGUCAGCAUGGACGAUGCUAUCUCAAUGGCACCUGUGUUUGCAAGCCAGGCUAUGUGCUCGAUGCCGAGACGCGUCUCUUCUGUCGUCCCGAGUGUCCCACCGCCUGUGGCACACAUGAGGAAUGUGUGGCUCCUGGUCAAUGCGAUUGCCUGACUGGCUAUCGUCGUACUGCGCAAUUGGGCUGUCAACCGAUCUGUGCCCCAGACUGUGGAUACGGCAAAUGUGUGGCACCCAAUCAAUGCGAAUGCUUUCCCGGUUUUAUAAAGCGACCUCAGCGCAAUGUCUGCGAGGCCGAGUGUUACAUCAAUUGCGAGAAUGGUUUCUGCGAGUCACGCUACAAGUGCCAUUGCCGAGAGGGUUAUCGCUAUGAUGUCAACACCACCAGCUGCUUGCCCGAGUGCCAGGACAACUGUGGCCAGGGCAACGGAGUUUGCAUGGCUCCUGGUGUCUGUCGCUGCUUCGAGGGCUACGAGCUGCACGGCAGCAGCUGUGUACCCAAGUGCGAGCGAUCUUGUGGCGAGUAUGGCAAAUGCCUGGCACCCAAUGUGUGUGGCUGUGUUCCUGAUAAUCAGCUCUGUCAGCUGGGCAGCUGUGAUGCCAAUGGCCAUUGCCAGUGUCCAACUGGACAAGUCAACUUCGUUGGUCGCUGUCUGCAGCCGCAGCACAUUGAACAUCAUCUAAGUAGCUUGGAUCGGCGGAGGGAGCGAAGUGAAGAACUGAAAUACGAAUUUAAUGCACUGAUUGGACGUCUGUUUAAUUUGAUUUGGGAAUGAGACAUAGACACAGAUCGACUUCAGAUAUAAAUAAAAUGCAUAUUAAACACGCUGACAGCUCUGACGUCCUUUGAUGCCACUCUUGAUGAAUCCCGGCUGGCAGAUGCAGAAAUUGGGCGCACUGCAGAAGCCAUUGGGGCAGCCUUGUGGACAGUGUGGUUGGCAAAUGUUGCGCUGCAGCUCGUCGAGAAUGUAGCCAGGUUUGCACUCGCAUUUGUUUUGGCCAAUGCAGACACCAUUCAAGCAAGGAAUAUCACAAUGGGGCACACACUGGCCA
Drosophila albomicans is the source of this 1498-nucleotide messenger RNA. RefSeq names its product epidermal growth factor-like protein. Lineage: Eukaryota; Metazoa; Arthropoda; Insecta; Diptera; Drosophilidae. Bases 1 to 1221 code for a protein of 406 amino acids. The transcript is spliced from 4 exons. The record is from RefSeq and is a predicted model, not a curated record.